This is a messenger RNA of Anopheles coustani, 1422 nucleotides long. It is a transcript of the gene Sps2, whose product is annotated as selenide, water dikinase 2. Gene Ontology annotation, cellular component: cytoplasm. The record is from RefSeq and is a predicted model, not a curated record. Gene Ontology annotation, biological process: L-selenocysteine biosynthetic process. NCBI's taxonomy places the organism in Eukaryota, Metazoa, Arthropoda, Insecta, Diptera, Culicidae. The transcript has 3 exons. Gene Ontology annotation, molecular function: ATP binding; selenide, water dikinase activity.
AGUUCGUAAAGUUGGUGCCUUCUAGUUUGUUGGAAAUCAUGUUUAAGCCGGAAAAUUACGGGCUUAGCCCGGAUUUCCGGCUCACCAAAUUCUCCACCCUACGUGGGUGAGGUUCGAAAGUUCCUCAGGAUGUCUUAAACCGACUUCUUGCAGGAGUAUACACCGAACAGUUAGCUGAUAAGAAGGAGGAAAAAGAUUCCGCCGAAGGUGUUGGAAUUGGAUUGGAUUCAUCCGUCAUUGCCCUGAAGAAUGAGCUUUUCCUGGUACAGUCUGUCGAUUUUUUCUAUCCCCUCAUCGACGAUCCAUUUAUGCUCGGAAAAAUUGCCCUGGCCAAUGUCGUCAGCGAUGUGUUUGCAGUUGGUGCUACCGAAAUUGAUGAGAUCAGACUGAUCGUUAGCGCGCCGACCGAGUUCAACGAUAAAGAACGGGAGGUAGUCGUGCCGAUGGUGAUGAAAGGUUUCCUCGAGGCGGCGAAAGAGUGCAAGGCCCCGGUGAAGGUGGGAAGUAUUGCGGAAAACCCUUGGUGUAUCAUUGGUGGUGUUGCCACGGCCGUUUCCCACCGGUCCGAGCUAAUUAUGCCUUAUCACACAGAGGUUGGCGAUGCGCUUGUUUUGACGAAACCACUUGGGACGCAGCUUGCCACAAAUGCUUACAUUUGGAUGAAUGAAAAUUCGGAAAAUUGGACCCGUCUGCAGGAGCGAUUCAGUGUGGCCGACAUCGAGGAAACCUAUCGCAUCGCACUGGAGUCGAUGACACGGCUCAACAGAACCGGUGCCGAGUUAAUGCGGAAGUACAACGCACAUGCCGCUACGGACGUGACGGGCUUCGGCAUACAUGGGCACGCGGAAAAUCUGGCAGCGUUCCAGAAAGCUGAGGUCGAUUUCCACAUCCACACGCUACCCAUCAUUAAAAACGUACGGGAGAUAGCUGAGGUGUUGGGAAGAAGCGCCAAGCUGUUGUCGGGCAAAGCAGUGGAAACAAGCGGUGGCUUACUUAUUUGUCUUCCUUCGUCUCAAGUGGUUCCUUUUUGCGAAGAGUACCGCAAUCGAACGUCCCAUACGGCAUGGGUGAUAGGAAAAGUUGAAGCAGGAAAGCGGACGGUGACGAUGAAUCCAAAUGUACAGUUUUUGUGUGUUGAUGAUUCAUAACAUCGAAUCGACUGCAUUGAAACCAGAAGGAUAGGUAAAGCGUAUGAAGCAAAUUUCAUAAAAGCUUAAAGAGCUGGGGAAUUUGUGAAAGCUUUCUUUAUCGAUCUUUCUCUUUAAUGUUUGUGGAUUUGGAAUGUUAUGACGACAGCAUGCGUCUCGAAAAAUUAUGAGCAAUUGAUGAACGCACAAAAUCAAAAUAUAUUUUGAGGUUUUUAUGGAUGUUAUAAAGCUUAUUUACAUUUGAUCACUAAUUAACCAACUUCAAUACAGAGAA